AUGUCAACUGUUACAAUACUUUUCCUCGCUAUCGAUCGUUUUAUUGCCGUACAAUCACCUUUAAAAUAUCGAACAGCACGAACUAUACCUUACAUCGCUUUAGCCAUCGUCACUGGCUUUGCCUAUUCAACUGCCUUUGUUAUUGCCGUUGCUGAUAACGAUUUAUGUAUGGAAUAA
This is a messenger RNA of Loa loa (African eye worm), 177 nucleotides long. RefSeq lists its product as hypothetical. The transcript has 2 exons. Bases 1 to 177 code for a protein of 58 amino acids. Lineage: Eukaryota; Metazoa; Nematoda; Chromadorea; Rhabditida; Onchocercidae. Gene Ontology annotation, biological process: G protein-coupled receptor signaling pathway. The record is from RefSeq and is a predicted model, not a curated record. Gene Ontology annotation, molecular function: G protein-coupled receptor activity. Gene Ontology annotation, cellular component: membrane.